AUGCCAACCGAAAACGGGGAAUCUAAAAUGUUGGUAGAAGACGAGAAACAAGAUAUGGUUUAUCUAAUCAUCUUCCCACGAAUUUCAACAACUCCGCACCAUUGGACAAUGUGUUUGAAAAUUGAAAGCUGGUUAAAGCUUACUGGCAUUCGAUUUUAUCGUAUCUCCAAUCAAUUUUUACUUGGCUCUCCGGAUUCUGGGAUAGCUCCAUUUGUUCAGUUCAAUGGAAAAUAUUAUGAAGGAUUUGAUAAUAUAAAAGAAGCGGUUAAACAUUUAGGAAAGAAAAAGCUCCUAGAAGAUGAUAGGGAAAAGGAGAUAAGUUCGAUUUCUGAAAAUUAUUUAUUGAAAAUAUUAACAAAGGAUAAAACAACGAGGCAUCGAAGAAUAGGAGGCAAAAAAUCAGGGGGAUUGGACUAUCUAAUUAAAGAUAAUGGUGUCCGUGCACAAUUUUUCCAAUCACAUCCCCAACUUUUUGAAUGGAGAUGGCAAGAGAUUGUUUUAAAUAAUGAUAAAAAAAUUAAAUUUGAAAUGGGUUUUGAAUUUUGGAAUGAAUUUUUUGGAAUAGAGAGAGGAAUAGAAAAUCAAGAAGUUAAUGAGAAGGAAAUUUUGAAUUUCAUGGAGAAGCAUUUAGUGAUUAUUUUAGGUAGUGAUGUGAGUAGUGAUGGAGUUGGAAGUUCUAAUUAUUCGUAUAGUGACGGGACUGAGGGUUAUUCUCAUUCUUUGAAUAAGGAGAUAAAUAAUGAGUAUUUAUGGAAUUUGGAUGAUUGGCAACAUUUCUAUGAAUGGAUGGAUAAAUUUGUUGAAAAUAAGUUGGAAGAAUAUUUCACUAAAGAGAAGAACAGCAUGGAAGGGAAGGUUGGGGAGAUUAAUUUUAAGAUUGAUAAUAAUAAUAUCAUCCAUAUUCAGCUUCGAGAAUAUUUACAAAAACAUUUAUGGGAUCAAGUAUCUGAUGAAAAAAUCUAUGAAAGUUUUGAAAAAAUAAUACAAAAAAUAGUAAAUAUGCUUGGUUCUCAAAAAUUUUUGUUUGGUGAUCAGCCUAGUCUUGCAGAUAUCUCGUUAUUUUCUAUUUUGGUUCAAUUUUUUGAAGGCCAUCUAAAUAUUCCGGUAAUCAAGCACUUUUUCCUUAAAAAGGGUGAAAAGCCAGAAAGAGAGGACAUUGAAUCUAUUGGUAAAGCAAUAGUUAUUGAACAAGGAUCGAAAAGUAAUUGUGAGAUUGAGGAAGAAGGCCCAAGUUUUAUCGAAAAUUGUGGGGAAAUGGAAGGAAAUGAUAAAUAUAUUGAUAAAAGAAUUGGACUUCUUCAUAGUUAUGUCGAACGGAUGAAGGAGAAAAUAGGCCUUGGUUCAUUCAAAUGGAUCAACUUAACAAGAUACCCGUGGCCUUUAAAUUAUGAAGAGAUUGAUUACAUGACAGAUAAAUAUUCAGGCAAGUCGUUAAAUAGAAAUGAUAUGAGUUCCUUUGUUGAUCAACUCGACAGCAAUAAAUGGACGGAUAUUGCCAAAACAAUUUUACAUAAAAAACCAAAUAAAUGGAUAAAUAUUAAAAAUAUUUAUCACGGGAAAAAUCAACCCAAGAUUGAAGAAAUAGACAAACACUCCCGAUUAAUCCUAAAAGAAAUUCUAAAUUAUUUAUCAGUUUUUUGGCCUAAUAAGAAUGAUGAAGAUAGAAAAAUGUAUGGAAAAAUAAUUCUUCACUCAAUUGCUGCUGCUUAUUGCAAUUUGGGGAAAGGUAAAACUCUUGAGGAUGCAAAUAAAUGCCAAAAAAUGCAUAAAAACAAGGCUCUAGAUCUGAAACAAUAUGUGGUUGAUGAUGCUGGAAAGAGUGCCUUUAAUGAGAAAGGGGGCUAUUUUCGUUCAGCCCCAUCGGUUAAUACGAAGGAAAUUAAAGAAAAUAUAGAUUUUCACGUUAGAAGUUGCUUAAAGAUUGCUUAUGAAACAAUACAAAAAUAUAAUGAAAAUGGAAUUGUUAAAAAUGUAGAAGAGGCAAUUAAUAAAGCUUGGAUUAUUAAGAAGAACGAAGGAAAAGAUUCAGAUAAUAAACAAGAUAACCAAGAAAUUUAG
Molecule: messenger RNA, 2058 nt
Organism: Meloidogyne enterolobii
Lineage: Eukaryota; Metazoa; Nematoda; Chromadorea; Rhabditida; Meloidogynidae
Source: the annotation of a GenBank genome assembly